AAAAAAAAAAAUUCUUAAAAAGAAAAACAAAAAUUUUAAUUUCUUAUAAUCAAACAAUUAUAUUAAACAUUCAUCCCUGUCCUCUCAAAAAUUAAAAAUAUUCUCUGCACAGACAAGCUCUCUCUCAGUUGCAAUUAAUUGUUUUUUUUCCCUUAUAAAAUAAAUUUCCAAUAUUCCUUUCUGUUUACCCUGGCUUUCUCAUGAACCAAACACCCCAUCUUUCUCUCUCUCGCUGCGUGCAUUCUUGGGUUCCUUUACAGCGAGGAAAUUCUGAAUUCGCUGUUUGGCUCUUCACUUCUUUUCCCUUCUAAAUACCGUUUUUAUUUGAAGCCUCCUUGGUUACCUCCUGUUUAUGCGUUUAUAUAAAUUUGCAUUUUAGUGGUUUCCUGCCGUGAAGGCUAAAUUAUGGAUAACGUUGAGGUUGAAGAGAACCUAUUUUCAAUUAGUGAUGCCAAGUUACAUGGAGAAAUGUGCAAGAAGCUUUCAGCAAUUUAUUGCAAAGUCUCAUCGAUAUUCCCUUCCUUGGAAGCAGCACGGCCUGCGAGCAAAUCUGGGAUUCAGGCUUUAUGCUCAUUGCAUAUAGCUCUAGAAAAGGCCAAAAAUGUUCUUCAACACUGUUCAACAUGCAGUAAACUUUACUUGGCUAUUACUGGAGAUUCCGUUCUUUUAAAAUUUCAGAGGGCAAAAUGUGCUCUUAUUGAUAGUCUUAAGCGCGUAGAAGAUAUGGUUCCUCAGUCCAUUGGAUGUCAGAUUUUAGAGAUUGUAAGUGAACUUGAGGGGACUGUUUUCUCACUUGAUCUGUUUGAGAAGCAAGUUGGUGAUGAAAUAAUUACAUUACUCCAGAAUGGGAGGAAAUUUGAAGAAUGUAAUGACACCAAUGAACUUGAGUCUUUCCACCAGGCUGCUUCUAGACUUGGCAUCAGUUCUUCUAGAGCAGCCCUAACUGAAAGAAGGGCUCUCAAGAAGGUGAUAGAAAGAGCCCGUAUGGAGGAGGAUAAGAGGAAGGAAUCUAUUGUGGCUUAUCUUUUACAUCUCAUGAGAAAAUACUCCAAGUUAUUUCGAAGUGAGGUUUCAGAUGAUGACUCACAGGGUUCAACACCUUGUUCCCCCACUGUUCUGGGUUCUCUUGAGGAUGGAGGGUCUGGAGGUAGUGGCUGUGCAUUUGAGUGGCAGCUAUCAAAGCUCAAUUCUUUCAAUUUCAAGCCAAAUAUUAGGAGAUCUGGGCAGAUACCCCUUCCACCCGAAGAAUUACGAUGUCCAAUAUCUUUGCAGCUUAUGUAUGAACCAGUUGUAAUUGCCUCUGGACAGACAUAUGAAAGGAUCUGCAUUGAGAAAUGGUUUAGUGAUGGGCAUGACACCUGUCCAAAGACUCAACAGAAGCUCCCACAUCUCUCUUUGACUCCUAAUUACUGUGUCAAGGGUCUCAUUGCUAGUUGGUGUGAACAGAACGGAGUUCCUAUCCCUGAUGCCCCCCAAGAGUCUCUUGAUCUUAACUACUGGAGAUUGGCCUUGUCUGCAUCUGAGACUGCAAAUUCUCGAUCAAUGGAUAACGUUGGUUCAUGUAACUUCAAGGAGGCUAAGGUGGUUUCUUUGGAGAAGAGUGGUACCAUUAAGGAAGUGGAAGUAAAUGAAUCUGAAAAUGAAUCUCAAUGUCCACAGGAGGAAGUUUCUGAGAUCAAUGUGUUAGAAAGAUAUCAGGAAUUCCUAUCUGUCCUAAAUGAAGAAGAGAACUUGAUGGAAAGUUGCAAAGUCGUGGAACAAAUAAGGCUUUUGCUGAAAGAUGAUGAGGAGGCCCGGAUUUUUAUGGGGGCUAAUGGCUUUGUUGAAGGACUAUUGCGAUUUCUCGAGUCGGCUGUGCGUGAAGGAAAUGCAAUGGCUCAGGAAAUUGGGGCAAUGGCUCUGUUUAACCUUGCUGUCAACAAUAACAGGAACAAGGAGUUGAUGUUAGCAGCUGGAGUGAUUCGAUUGCUGGAGAGUAUGAUUUCCAACUCCAAUGCCCAUGAAGCAGCAACUGCUCUAUAUCUUAAUCUCUCUUGCCUUGAGCAAGCCAAAUCUAUCAUAGGCUCAAGUAAGGCUGUCCUAUUUUUAGUCCAGCUACUAGGACAUGAAACUGACGCACAAUGCAAGCUUGAUGCCCUUCACACUCUUUAUAAUCUUUCUACUGAUCACUCCAAUAUUCUGAACCUUCUUUCUGCUGGCAUAGUCAAUCACCUCCAGUCGCUUGUGGUCUCGGGUGACCAUACCUGGACAGAGAAAUCCAUUACAGUUUUGAUAAAUUUAACUUCAAGUGAAACAGCAAAAGAAGAGAUGGUAUCAGCCUCUGAUCUCAUAACUGGUCUGGCAUCAGUUUUGGAUGCUGGCAAACCAAUUGAACAAGAGCAAGCUGUUUCUUGCCUUUUACUCCUUUGUAACGGAAAUGAGAAAUGUAGUCAAAUAGUCCUACAAGAAGGUGUGAUUCCUGCAUUGGUCUCAAUGUCAGUCAAUGGGACAACAAGAGGGAGGGAGAUGUCACAAAGACUUCUGAUGCUCUUCCGGGAGCAACGCCAACGAGAUCAUCCGCCUGCAAACGUAAACCAAAUAGUAUUAGAAAGUAGUCAAGACCCUACACCUGCAUUGGCCUCAGCUCCAGAAUCCAAACCACUAUGUAAAUCUAUAUCAAGAAGAAAAGGGGGGAAAGCCUUGAGAUUGGGCUUUCUAUGGAAGAUCAAGAACUACAUCGUUUACCAGCGUUGAGACGCGUGGGAAGGUAUUGUAAAUUUCUCAUGUAUCUUCUUUUUCUCAUGUCCUGUUCCAAUGGACACUAUUCUUUUUGGUCAUCAUAGAGAAGCAAAAAUGUACAGCCCCUUUGUAUUCUAUGGAUUUUUGUUCUGGAUUGUAAUACAUGUAUAGUAUAUGUCACUACCGAGGGUGUAUAUGAUAUACAUGUAUAAAUUCAUAAAAAAACCUUGUUUUUGGUUCAAACAUCAAUACUUGUAUUAUGAAAUAUAGUCUGUAAUGAACACCAAUGGUUCUGAGGUGCAUAUUUUA
This is a messenger RNA of Gossypium raimondii (Peruvian cotton), 3027 nucleotides long. Its product is annotated as U-box domain-containing protein 6. Gene Ontology annotation, biological process: protein ubiquitination. The coding region runs from base 406 to 2733 and encodes 775 amino acids. Gene Ontology annotation, cellular component: cytoplasm; nucleus. The transcript is spliced from 6 exons. The record is from RefSeq and is a predicted model, not a curated record. Gene Ontology annotation, molecular function: ubiquitin-protein transferase activity; protein binding. Lineage: Eukaryota; Viridiplantae; Streptophyta; Magnoliopsida; Malvales; Malvaceae.